AUGUCCACACCGUUAUCGCGGAUGAUCGAGGCGCCCUUAUGCACCAUCCCUCGAGAACUCGCCGUCAUCGAGCUCUCAAGAUUGGAAGAACUGGAGCAGUUUGGACCAGCCGUGGACUUGGUGCGCUACAAAGACGAGGCUGCUGCUCAGCGUACGGUCGUGUUCAAGUACGGCAUGAUCUUCCAAAGAAGACUCCGAAUCUGGAGAGAAUUGCACUUGCUCAAAAGUCUGCCAAAACAUCCGAACCUCGUCGGACUGGACCGCGUCGUUCUGGAUGAUCCACAUUCGCAAGUCCUUGGUUACACAACCCCAUACAUCUCAGGCGGCACUUUGGACGAUGACCACCAACGAGUUUUUCGACUGAGUUGGUUACUCCAACUUACAUCUGUAGUUGAUUACCUCAAUCUGCAACUGGGUAUCGUGCAUCAAGAUAUAGCGCCACGCAAUAUCUUGAUCGAUUCUUUAUCUUCCAGUCUAGAGACUGAGAAGUUACGGCUGUUCGACUUUCAUUACGGCGCUUUUGUUGGCCUUUCAGGGUGUAUGCCUGAAAGAAAUGAUAUCAAAGGCGUCGUAUUCACUCUAUAUGAGAUAUUCACCCUAGACAGCUCAUAUCGAAGCGUGCCACAUGCAGAGCAGGAUCUCGAGUCAGUCCUGAACCUUGAAGAGUGGCCGAUACGGCGCAGUCUCGACAGCGAUAUCAUGACUUUCCGUGAGCAUUUGAGUGCAUGGGUGAAGCAGCGAGACACACAUCAAGCGAAUGCAUUCAAGAACGAGGCUCUAUCGCUUACCGACAUUCCUGAAAUGUCUCCUCCAAGUCCUGUCGUCAUGAGUAUCGGCGAAGACGGGAAGCCUGUCUACGAGAGCUCUGUAGUCCAGAUGAAGAGAGACGCUUUGAAAUUUGGAAACGGAUUGAUAGCAUGGGAGCGUGCUCCUGCUAAGAUGCAUCGGUAG
Molecule: messenger RNA, 951 nt
Organism: Aureobasidium namibiae CBS 147.97
Lineage: Eukaryota; Fungi; Ascomycota; Dothideomycetes; Dothideales; Saccotheciaceae
Exons: 2
Coding region: 1-951 (316 amino acids)
Biological process (GO): protein phosphorylation
Molecular function (GO): protein kinase activity; ATP binding
Source: RefSeq, a predicted model, not a curated record